UAUAUUGAUUUUGUGUUUACGUGUCCUCCUGAGUUGUGCUUAUUUUGCAGGUUUCCAUAGCCAUUACCCCAUUGGCUGCGUCUUCUUCUUCUUCAUCAAAUCCUCCAAAAAUGUCUGAAUCUGGGCAAAACAGAUAUGCAGUGGUAACAGGGGCAAACAAAGGUAUAGGAUUUGAAAUUUGCAGGCAACUGGCUUCAAAUGGGGUCAAAGUAGUGUUGACUGCAAGAGACGAAAAGAGAGGCAUUGAUGCCCUUGCCAAAUUCAAAGACACUCAUCUUUCCGAUCUUGUUUUAUUCCAUCAACUUGAUGUGCUGGAUCCUGUUAGUGUUGCUUCCUUAGCUCAGUUUGUGAAAACACAAUUCGGAAAGCUUGAUAUCUUGGUGAACAAUUCUGGGAUAGGUGGUGCUGUGGCUGAUGAAGAGGCUUUAAGGGCUGCAAGUAAUAGUGCCAAAGAGGCGGCUGCAGGAAGCCGAAUCGAGUGGGGAAAGAUAUUAAACGAGUCUUACGAGUUGGCUGUACAAUGUGUACAAACAAACUAUUAUGGGGCGAAAAGGAUGGUUGAGCAUUUCAUUCCUGUUCUGGAAUCAUCUGAUUCCCCGACGAUUGUGAACGUUUCUUCGUCCAUGGGAAAGUUAAAGGGUUUGAAAAAUGAAUGGGCUAAAGGUAUUCUUAGUGAUAUUGAAAACCUAACAGAAGAGAAAAUAGAUGAAGUAGUUGGUGAAUAUUUGAAAGAUAACAAAGAUGGCUUGUUAGAAGCCAAAGGUUGGCCUCCUUUAAUGUCAGCAUAUAUCCUCUCAAAAGCAGCCUUGAAUGCAUACACAAGAAUUUUGGCGAAAAAAUACCCAAGUUUUCCCAUCAAUUGUGUCUGCCCAGGCUUUGUUAAAACCGACCUUAACUAUAAUCUUGGCAUACUAAGCGUCGAAGAUGGUGCAGAAACUCCCGUUAAGGUUGCAUUGUCUCCCAAAGGGAGUCCUUCCGGGUGCUUCUUCGAUAGAAAUGGUGUCACAUCAUUUGAAUAAAUGUAUGAUUUGUUGUAUGUAUAAUUCAACAUUGGGACAAUGGUCACUCUUGUAUCCUAUGGUAAUGUUGUUUUGAGAUUUGAGUUUAUGGUUC
This is a messenger RNA of Helianthus annuus (common sunflower), 1113 nucleotides long. RefSeq names its product (+)-neomenthol dehydrogenase. Gene Ontology annotation, cellular component: membrane. The record is from RefSeq and is a predicted model, not a curated record. The transcript is spliced from 5 exons. Lineage: Eukaryota; Viridiplantae; Streptophyta; Magnoliopsida; Asterales; Asteraceae. The coding region runs from base 111 to 1019 and encodes 302 amino acids.